Molecule: messenger RNA, 6446 nt
Organism: Oryzias latipes (Japanese medaka)
Lineage: Eukaryota; Metazoa; Chordata; Actinopteri; Beloniformes; Adrianichthyidae
Gene: ylpm1
Product: YLP motif containing 1
Biological process (GO): regulation of telomere maintenance
Cellular component (GO): nucleus
Source: RefSeq, a predicted model, not a curated record
UGUGACGUAUUUCCGCUGCCGGUGGCGUGUUCGGCUAACACCGUCAGCCAUUCCACGAGAAGAAAAAUACAUUUUAACGAUUGAAAACAGCAUUUCCACGCGCACACGCGCGCGUAGCAGAUCCCGAAGGGUUCAGAACUUUAUGUUGGGUCUUUGCGGUGAUUGUUGGUCCGCCAUGUAGCCGCGUUUCCCGCUAAACGCAGCUGGACGCCGCCUGCUAGCUUUGUUCGCCGCUUCGGGCCCGGCCGUGACCUCCGCCUGCAGCUUCGUUUUUAAGGAUGUAUCCCUCUUGGGGAAACUUUAGUGUGCCUCCGCCUCCAAGCUUUGCAGGCCCGGGACCUCGGAAGCCUGUGGGCGGCAACCAUGCCGGCCAGCCUGCGGGGUUCGGCGGCUUCGAGGCCCCGUCCAGCGGCUCGCUCUUCUCCAGCCUGCAGGAGCAGCACCGCCAGCAGAUGCAGCAGCUCCAGAUGCUGCACCAGAAGCAGCUCCAGUCCGUUUUACACCACGGGAAUAACGCGUCCCAGUUCGGUUCCGGACACUCGGGGGGGUAUCCCGGACAGUCGUGGCACUCGGAGGGAUCUAAAGAAGACGAUGGCACCCAGGCUUUCUACAAUCAGGAGGGGGCUCCGACGUCCACGGGUCCUCCAGCCCCCACGCAGGGGCCCCAGCAGCCCCCAGCCGACCCCCAACCUGGUCCCCCGCCUCCACAGACCCAGACGCCCAACCCACCGGACAGCAACGGCGCUUUCAAAGGCACAAAGGCCGGGAUUCAGGACUGCUCCGCGGCGGAAGACAAGUCGUUGCCUCUGCAGGAACAGCAGCAACUUUGGUACAAACAGCAUCUGAAGAAUCUGCAGAAACUGAGGCAGGAGAAAGCGCGGCAGAGCCAGAAAGACGGCGAUGCGCCUCCUCCUCCUCCACAUCCAGCUUCAAGCCACACCACUCCUCCUCCCCCUCCCUCUGAUCCGCCCAAAAGCGCCCCCCCUCCGCCCCCGCCCUCAGACGAGCCCCCAGCCCCUCCGCUCCCAGUGGAGGUUCGGAGGGAAAAUGUAGGAAACCCGCCUGCUUUGACGGACACACCGGAAGUCCCUAAAGACCCAGAGGAAGCUGCGCGUCUGCAGCAGUUGCAGGCUGCGGCUGCGCAGUGGCAGCAGGUGCAGCAGCAGAGAGUAGGUCUGCAAUACCAGGCUCUGAUGCAGCAGCACGAGAAGCUUCAGCAGGUCCUUGAAAGGUACCAAACACUGAUUCAGCAACCUCCAAACCUACAGUCCAUGUCUGCCGACUUGCAGCUAAGACACUAUGAAAUGCAGCAGCAGCAGUUCAACUCCCUGUUCCAAGACUGGAACGUCUCCUUUGCCUCGUGGUACGAGCAGUUCCAGACGUAUCCCCACAAAAACCAGCUUCAGGAUUAUGAGCGGCAGUGGAAACAGUGGCAGGAGCAGAUGGCCGCCACCAGUGCUCACCUGCAGGAAAGAGUCGCCUCUCUGACUGCUGUGGUGCCGUUUGCGUCCAUCCAGUACAACAGUCCAAUGGUGGGACAGUUCAACCAGUACCCUGGACAAGACAUGCAAAUGCAGCAGCAUGCAGUCAACCUUGGUGUCCAGCCGCCUGCAGCUGCUGUUGGUCCCAGUCCUCCAGCCCAACAGCCUCCUGGCUUUGGGGCUCACCCAGAAGCACCGGCGGAGCCUCCACUGCAAGGAGGUGUCUCUACUGGUAUUGGAGUCACAACUUCGGGUCCAUCUGGGCAGCCGCAAAGCUUCACUGGCAUUGGAGGGCCAAGUCCCAGAAUGAAAAGAUUUGACCAACCACCACAAGGAUUUGAUGGUUCCUCAAGGGUUGAUCCUCCCCAACAACGCUUUGACCGUCCGCCGCCGUUCGACCAGCCACAUCAUCGCUUUGAUGGGCCUCCAAGAUUUGACCAACCCCGGCAGCGCUUUGAUGCCCCGCCUCGAUUUGAUCACCCUCGGCAGCGCUUCGAGGGUCCGCCGAGGUUUGACCAACCAAGGUCACGCUUUGACGGGCCUCCGAGGUUUGAGCCACCUCGACAGCGUUUUGACGGUCCUCCCAGGUUUGUCCAGCCAAGGCCGUCUUUGCAACAACACAGGCCCCUUGGUCCCUCGCCCCGUUUUGAAUCUCCACCUGUGACUCAAAAACAGGAAGCUGCUCAGCCCGAGUUCACACAGGUGUCUCAGGAGUCCACUGGAACUUCUGCCAAAAGUUCUACAAUGAAGAAUGUUCCACAGAGGCCUGUUGAAAAAAAUAAAGGUUAUAAGGAAAACUAUAAAACAAACAUGGACGACAUUUUAGAUGACAGUUUGCUUGGAACAGAUGGAUUUUUUGUGCAAGAUGACCCCAUUCCCCAAACAUUACAAGAUGGUCCAGAGCCUGAGAAAACGGAUGACAAUAGUCUUGCUAGUAAUGAUGGAAAACCUCAACCUGGUGAUGCUAAAUUAUCUCUAGCGCCAGAAGCUCCUGGACAAAAUUUGCUCAAACCAGAAGGAGCUUUGAAAAACGAGCCUUUACAGACUCCAAGGCCUCCUGAAAUCAAACCAGACCCAAAGGUUUCUGGUAAUGUUCAUACAGGAACUGAGCCUCCGAAGCCCAUUCCCGGUCGGGGACGGGGUCAGCCACUGAUGCGUGGACGUGGAAAAAUAAUUGGCGGAGAAUUGAGGGCGUCCAAACCCGCGGUAGAGGAGACGGAAGAAACGUUUUAUGACCAAAUGCAUCCUGAAGAAGGGAUGGACAUGUCGGAAGAGCAAGAAGACUAUAACUGGCAGUCAUCUUACGAAGAGUUUGGUGGCGAGGAGACGGAGGGCCCCCCUGAAGACGCAUGGGGACCAGAGGAACAGUACUUCCAAGAUGAAGAGUAUUUUGAAACACCAAUGGGACCCCACACGGGCAGAGGGCGACCGCCAUUAUUAAGAGGAAGGCCCCCUUUGCUUAGAGGCCCUCCUGUGGGGAGAGGAUUUCCCCCAAGGGGCAGACCACCUCUCAUAAGAGGAGGUCCACCCAUGGGCAGAGGGGGGCCAUAUAUGCAAAGAGGAGGGCCCCCAAUGGGUAGAGGGGGGCCACAUAUGAUAAGAGGAGGUCCACCAAUGGGCCGAGGGGGGCCACAUAUGCUAAGAGGAGGACCACCAAUGGGCAGAGGUGGACCGCCCAUGGGGAGAGGAGGCCCCCCUAUGGGUAGAGGAGGCCCCCCCGUGGGCAGGGGAGGCCCACCAAUUGGUAGAGGAGAACCAUUUGACCGACACUGGGAGGACAUUGAGUCAGCAGAGUAUGCAGAGGAGGAGGGGGACCCUUACUGGGAAGAAUGGAGACCUCCAAUGAGAGGUAUGAGACCCCCAUUCCCUCCAAGUCGGGGUCGACCCCCACGUGGUCACCCUGGUUUUAUGCCUCCAAUUAGAGGACGUCCGCCUCACAGACCAAUGGAACCGGACCUGGACCCUGAUGCCGCUGCCUCAGAUCCAUCCAUAUACCAUGGGCGUGACCCCUACGGGCCCUCCAUGAAUCCAGAGGCGGGGCGAGGCAGGCGGCUCCUACCCCCACAUGAAAUGGGUGAUGCGCUGGGGGAGGGUUUGUAUGGAGAAGGAGAGCAGGAGCUAAAUUGGCCUCCACCUCAUGCUAGAGGCCCCCCAAUGCCUCCGCAUGAUCUGAUCGAGAGGGGAGGAAUGAGGAGGAGGCCUAUGGGGCGAGGAAUUGGCCGGGGGGCGUGGCGGCCAGGGGCGGCGAGCGAGGAAUACGAGGAGGAGUAUAAAAAGGGUUUUGCGGUGGAUUACGCACAUGGGGAAGAGGGCUAUCGACGGCACCUAGCUCAAGACUAUCCUCCGGAACAGUUUGACGACAAGCUUUUUGAUUCCCAGUGGGACUCCGAACAUCAUCUUGAGAGGGAAUACCCUCCUCGCAUGCCCCCCCCAGAACACCUGAGGGAGCGAUUCCGGCGCCCCGAAGCAGAGAGAGCUCACCCAUACCCAUGCGAUGAGCCAGGAAGAGGCGAACUGCGAAUCCGUGAGUACAGAGAUGAGAUGGCGUACCGGCAGGAUGAACCGCCGCAAGCCCCCUCCCAAGAGUGGGACAGGCCCUCCAGGCUCCCCCCUCCCCCGGGCAGAGAUUACCCCUUCGACUAUCCAGAACGCAGACUGCGCUAUGAAGAACCAAGAGCGUCUUCUCCUCCGUCUGCUGCACAUGCUCCAGACCUGCCGGAGGGCUCGGCGGAGUCUCAAGCGGGAGGUGGGGCGAACGUGCUCGCCCUGUCCCAACGCCAACACGAGAUUAUCCUGAAAGCAGCUCAAGAGCUUAAACAAAUCAGGGAACUGCAGGAGGCAAACCCCCUCAGCACGGACCCUCAGCCUGCAGCCAGCAAAGCCCUGCCAGAACUGCCUGCAGGUCUUCUUGGCCUGGAGAUCCCACCGGAUGUCAGGAACGUUCUGAAGGGAAUGACCACGGCGGCUGCACCGCCUGCCUCCGAGUCUUGGGAAAGCAAACCUGCCGCUCUUAAUUACCAACCUUCUCUUUCUGCUGCAUCCGUGAUUCCCAAGACUGUCGAUUAUGGACACGGACACGAGCCGGGCGCCACCGUGGAGCGCAUGUCCUACGGGGAGAGAAUCAUUCUGAGGCCGGAUCCGCCGCCGUCGGACCGAGGAUAUGAAAAGGAAUUACUGGGACUCAGAGACCCGUACAGCAGAGAUCCUUACUAUGACCGACGGUCAGACCCGUAUUUGGAGCGCCGGGAGUACAGCAGAGACAGGGAGAUGUUCAGAGAAAAACCCGAAUAUGAAAGAGAGAGAUUUGAGAGGGAAGGUUAUCCUCCACGAGAGAGAGACGACAGGUCUCCUCUGCGCUUAGCAUACAGGGAUCGGAGUGGCAGUCGGGAUCCCGAAGACCAUUACGGAAGACCAGGCUAUGACCGACUGCCGUUUGAGCGUGCCGGACUGGAGCGGAUCGGUCCCGAACGCUACAGCUCACCUUACACAGUGGAGAGAAGAGCCUAUCCAGAAGACAGAGGACCUCCCGCUGCGGCCCCCCUACCGCCGCCGCCAAGAGUCGAGAAGAAGCCAGAGAUCAAGAACAUCGACGAUAUCCUCAAACCGCCGGGCAGAUUGUCGCGUCCUGACAGGAUUGUCAUCAUCAUGAGGGGCCUGCCAGGAAGUGGAAAAAGUCACGUGGCGAAGCUCAUUCGGGACAAAGAAGUUGAAAGUGGCGGCGCCCCCCCGAGGGUUCUUGUUUUAGACGACUACUUCAUGACAGAAGUUGAGAGAAUCGAGAAGGACCCGGACAGUGGGAAGAAGGUCAAAACCAAGGUGAUGGAGUACGAGUACGAGCCAGAGAUGGAGGACACCUACAGGAGCAGCAUGCUGAAGACGUUUAAGAAAACUCUGGACGACGGCUUCUUCCCCUUCAUCAUUUUAGACACCAUCAACGACAAAGUCAAACACUUUGACCAGUUCUGGAGUGCAGCCAAGACUAAAGGCUUUGAGGUUUACGUGGCUGAAAUCACGGCCGACACGCAGACCUGUGCUAAGAGAAACCUCCAUGGACGCACACACAAGGACAUAACAAAGAUGUCGGGUAACUGGGAGCCGUCACCACGCCACAUGGUGCGCCUGGACGUCCGCUCCCUGCUCCAGGAUGCCGCCAUCGAGGAGGUGGAAAUGGAAGACUUCAAUCCUGACGAAGAGUCUAUGGAACCCAAGAGGGAGGAGGAAGAGGAGAGUGACCUGGGCUACAUUCCAAAAAGCAAAUGGGAGAUGGACACGUCUGAAGCCAAACUCGACAAGUUGGACGGGCUGGUUAGCGGUGGGAAGAGGAAGCGUGAAGGUGACCACGUGUCCGGCCUGGUGGACUUCCUUCAGCUGCCAGACGAUUACGCCACGCGCAUGUCAGAACCUGGAAAGAAGAGGGUUCGGUGGGCUGAUCUGGAGGAGCAGAAGGAUGCGGAUCGGAAGCGCGCCAUCGGGUUUGUGGUGGGUCAAACGGACUGGGAAAAGAUAACGGACGAGAGCGGACAGCUAGCACAGCGAGCUCUAAACCGCACCAAGUAUUUCUGAGAAGAUGUUUUCUGGUUUAGAAAGAUGUCCUGAACGGGAACCUCCCGCAGGCCGGACGGAGGCCCACCUUCAUGCACAGGAGAUCUCGGCCUGCUGCUGCUCCGUGACGGAAGACGCGUUUCCUUUUACCCAACCUUUGAGUUUUCCUUUGAUGGUGGUCGUCUGUUUUUAUACGCCUUCAGCUUCAUGUACUGCAGCUCUGUACCUCCGUCUGUCGGCCGAUGCGUAGCUUCAAGACAAUAAACGUCUCCCCAAAACCCGUGAAUGGAUGCAGAUGCAGCUCUGUGGAAUAAACGCUUCCUGUUUCUGAUUUUAGGAGGAACGCUGGUCUCCCCUUGUGUUUGUUUUAGGACCUCCACAUUGUUUGGUUUUAUAUGAAAUAAAACAUUUUUAAAAUGAAAA